Molecule: messenger RNA, 3237 nt
Organism: Gigantopelta aegis
Lineage: Eukaryota; Metazoa; Mollusca; Gastropoda; Neomphalida; Peltospiridae
Product: ATP-dependent RNA helicase DHX8-like
Biological process (GO): spliceosomal complex disassembly
Cellular component (GO): intracellular anatomical structure; catalytic step 2 spliceosome
Molecular function (GO): ATP binding; RNA binding
Source: RefSeq, a predicted model, not a curated record
AUGGCUGAGAUAGAGCAACUAGAGUAUUUGUCUCUCGUCUCUAAGGUGUGUACCGAGCUUGAAAAUCAUCUGGGUCUUAAUGACAAAGACUUAGCUGAGUUCAUUAUUAAUUUGGCUGACAAACAUAAGACGCUAGAAAAAUUUAAAAAGGCUCUUGUAAAAAAUGGAGCUGAGUUCUCUGAGUCAUUUGUGUCUAAUCUCUUACGAAUCAUCCAGACCAUGAGCCCCCAGGAAGUGGUAAAGUCCGAACAACAUCGUCGUCAUAGAGACAGAAGUAGAGAAAGAAGACGUCGACGGUCUAGGUCACGAUCUCGAUCCAGGUCUCGAUCACCCCGUUCUGGUCGCUGGGAUCAAAGGAGUCGUCAUGAAAAACCCUCCCAACCAGUUGUAUCACAAAUUUAUGAUGGUAAAGUUAGCAGUAUUAUGCAAUUUGGUUGCUUUGUACAACUGGAAGGGGUCCGAGGAAGACACGAGGGUCUGGUACAUGUAUCACAGUUACGUCGAGAGGGGCGUGUCAGAGAUGUAGGUGAGGUUGUUAAAAGAGGUCAAAAGAUCAAAGUGAAAGUUCUUUCAAUCACUGGUAACAAAAUGAGUCUCUCUAUUAAGGAUGUGGAUCAGGAGACUGGUAAAGAUCUUAAUCCAACAAUGAACCGGAUGUUAGUAGGUGGUGAGACGCAAGAAAGUUCUUCAGCUAGAAAUCCAGACCGACCUAGUAAUCUAGGAUUAACAAUGAUGGAUGAUGAUGGCACAAGUGGGCGUGGUGCUACUCGCAUGACAUCUCCCGAAAAAUGGGAGAUCAAGCAAUUAAUUGCAGCUGGAGUAUUGGAGAAAACUGAUUAUCCUGGGUUUGAUGAGGAGACUGGCAUUUUACCUGCCGAAGAUGAUGCUGGAUCUGAUGAAGACAUCGAGAUUGAAAUAGUUGAUGAAGAACCAUUGUUUCUACGAGGACAAACAAAGUUCUCUGUCAGUCACUCUCCCGUCAAAAUAGUCAAGAAUCCUGAUGGGAGUCUUCAACGUGCUGCACAAACACAGAGUGCUCUGUCAAAGGAGAGACGGGAAAUAAGACAAGCUCAACGUGAAGCUGAAAUGGACAAUGUCCCUCGAGAUAGGCAAAACUGGAUUGAUCCUGUACCAGGAAAUACAGCUGGAGCUACAGAAUUUAAACAGAUGGUUGAUCCUCCUGAACUUCCAGAAUGGAAGAGAGUCUCAUUUGGAGGUUUAAAAGCAUCAUAUGGUAAGAAAACAAAACUCUCCAUCUUGGAACAACGACAGAGUCUACCAAUAUAUAAACUCAAGAUAGAGUUAGUUGAGGCUGUGAAGAAGAAUCAGAUUCUCAUUGUUAUUGGAGAGACAGGAUCUGGUAAGACUACUCAGAUGACGCAGUAUUUAGCUGAGGAAGGAUUCUGUGUGAUGGGAAAAAUUGGUUGUACUCAACCACGUCGUGUUGCAGCCAUGUCUGUUGCCAAGAGAGUCUCUGAAGAAUUUGGAUGUCGUCUUGGACAAGAAGUCGGUUAUACUAUCCGUUUUGAGGACUGCACUAGUCAGGAGACUAUCAUUAAAUACAUGACAGAUGGUAUGUUAUUAGAGUGUCUCAUUGAUCCAGAUCUUAAACAAUACUCGAUUGUAAUGUUGGAUGAAGCUCACGAGAGAACCAUACAUGAUGUCCUAUUUGGUCUAAUGAAACAAGCUGUUCAAAAGAGACCAGAUUUAAAAUUGAUAGUAACAUCAGCCACUCUAGAUGCUGUUAAAUUCUCAUCUUAUUUCUAUGAAGCUGUAACCUAUCUUACAAUCCCUGGUCGUACUUAUCCUGUCGAUAUACUCUACACUAAAGAACCAGAAUCAGAUUAUCUAGAUGCCUUAAUAGGUGUCAUGCAAAUCCACCUCACUGAGCCUCCAGGAGACAUUUUGCUCUUUCUAACUGGACAAGAAGAGAUUGAUACAGCUUGCGAAAUUCUCUACGAGCGAAUGAAGUCAUUAGGACCAGAAGUACCUGAACUGAUCAUUCUACCUGUGUAUAGUGCCCUACCAAGUGAAAUGCAAACAAGAAUAUUUGAACCUGCUCCUCCAGGAAGUCGUAAAGUAGUGAUUGCUACUAAUAUAGCAGAGACUUCACUAACAAUUGAUGGUAUAUAUUAUGUUGUAGCUGGAUUUGUCAAACAAAAAGUAUAUAAUAGUAAAAGUGGAUUAGACGCACUUGUUGUUACACCAAUAUCACAAGCUCAAGCUAAACAGAGAUCAGGUAGAGCUGGGAGAACUGGACCAGGAAAAUGCUAUAGACUUUAUACAGAGAGAGCAUAUCGUGAUGAAAUGUUACCAACAGCUGUCCCUGAAAUUCAACGAACCAAUUUAGCCAGUACUGUAAUACAAUUAAAAGCUAUGGGUAUUAAUGACCUUCUAUCAUUUGACUUUAUGGAUCCACCCCCCAUGGAGACAUUAAUAUCAGCUAUGGAACAACUACACUCUUUAAGUGCUCUUGAUGAUGAAGGCUUGCUAACUAGACUUGGGAGAAGAAUGGCAGAAUUUCCUUUGGAGCCACAACUAUCAAAAAUGUUAAUACAAUCUGUUCAUCUUGGAUGCAGUGAAGAGAUACUAACAAUUGUCUCAAUGUUAUCUGUACAAAAUGUUUUCUAUCGACCUAAGGACAAGCAAGCUAUUGCCGAUCAACGCAAAGCCAAGUUUAAUCAACCAGAAGGUGAUCAUUUGACAUUAUUAGCUGUUUAUAAUGCAUGGAAAAAUAACAAGUUCUCCAAUGCUUGGUGUUUUGAGAACUUCAUUCAAGCCAGGACUUUAAGACGUGCACAAGAUGUACGUAAACAAAUGUUGGGCAUAAUGGACAGACAUAAACUAGAUGUAGUUUCAUGUGGUAAAAAUGUGUCACGUGUUCAGAAAGCUAUUGCUUCAGGAUUUUUUAGAAAUGCUGCAAGAAAGGACCCUCAAGAAGGUUACAAAACAAUUGUUGACAAUCAAGGAGUAUACAUACAUCCAUCUAGUGCUCUCUUUAACAGACAACCUGACUGGGUUAUUUAUCAUGAGUUAAUUCUUACAACUAAAGAAUAUAUGAGAGAGACAACAGCUAUUGAUCCAAGAUGGCUAGUUGAAUUUGCUCCAGCUUUUUUCAAGUUUUCUGAUCCGACAAAACUUAGUAAAAGAAAGAAACAAGAACGUGUUGAGCCUCUUUAUAACAGGUAUGAAGAAGCUAAUGCUUGGCGUAUUUCAAAACAAAAAGUUAGAAAAUAA